This is a messenger RNA of Prunus mume (Japanese apricot), 1539 nucleotides long. Its product is annotated as putative glycosyltransferase At5g20260. Gene Ontology annotation, molecular function: glycosyltransferase activity. NCBI's taxonomy places the organism in Eukaryota, Viridiplantae, Streptophyta, Magnoliopsida, Rosales, Rosaceae. The record is from RefSeq and is a predicted model, not a curated record.
CAUUCAUAAGCAUAUAGUACAAGGCCCAUUCAUAAUCUUGUUGUUUCAAUCAGUCUUUGUUACAAAUCAUAAAAUAAUUGAAGAACACGUGAUACAACCUUGCCAGCACUUUACCCUGCUUCGUCGGGCAUUUUGGCAGUUAGGCUUCGUCUUCAACCUCUUGCAUUACCUUCUGCAUUUCUAAACCAAAAAACUAGGGAUACAGAGUGAGUUAGUUCACUCCAAUUAAGGCAUCGUUUGGUUUUCCAAAAAUGUCACUCACCUCCAUUUUCCUUCUCCUCUACUUCUCUCUCUUCACCUUCCUCACCACUCACUCCAAACCCCAUCUCCCUUCCCCAUACCUCUCACCCACCACAAUCUUCCCAAACUACCAAAACAUGCUCAAAUCUUUCAAAAUAUUCAUCUACAACCCUAACACGCCCUUCACCUUCAACUCUCCAUCUCAGUCCCUCUUCUACACCACUCUGACUCUCCAAGAUAGCGCCUUCGUCACCCAAGACGCCGAGCAAGCCCACCUCUUCUUCGUCCCCUUCCCUUCCGAUCUCUCCACGCGCUCCAUCGCGCGUCUCAUCAGAGGCCUUCGCAAUGAUCUUCCCUACUGGAACCGCACCCUCGGAGCUGACCAUUUUUACCUGUCCUGUGCCGGUAUCGGGUACGAAUCGGACCGAAAUCUCGUCGAGCUCAAGAAAAACUCGGUCCAGAUCUCGUGCUUUCCGACGCCGGCCGGUAAGUUCAUACCUCACAAGGACAUUUCCCUCCCUCCGCUCGCGAGCUCUCACGCACCAACAAACAAAACGACGAGGUUUUUGGGCUACGCCAGGUUCAAUUGGCUAAAGGAGUCAACGCUGGUCAACGAAUUGAGCAGCGACCCGGAGUUUCUGAUCGAAUCCGAACCGUCGGAUCUGAAUUCUUAUGCGGAGAGAAUCGCCAGCAGUAAGUUCUGUUUGUUCGAGUAUGGAGGAGGCGACGUUUCGGGUAUCGGCGAGGCGUUGCGUUUCGGGUGUGUGCCCGCGGUGGUUACUGACCGUCCGAUCCAGGACCUGCCGUUCUCGGACGUGCUGAGGUGGCAGGAGAUCGCGGUAUUCGUGGAACGUAGAGGGGUUGGGGAACUAAAGCGUGUGCUGGCUCGCACGUGCGGGGACCGGCAUGAGAAAAUGAAGGGGUUGGGCGUGACUGCGAGUCGGCAUUUUGUGUGGAAUGAGACACCGCAGCCGUUGGAUUCGUUUCAUACGUUGAUGUAUCAGCUGUGGUUGAGACGGCACACCAUCAGAUACGUGCGGAGAGAAUCGGCUUAGAGAUUCUUAUCGCUGUUGGAUGAUGAUGUACGGAUGGAAUGAAUUUUGUCAGUUUGUUUAGAGAGUAUAUGUAUGUAUGUAAUUUCAACUGAUUGAGAUUCUACCCACCGCUUGAUAUGGUUGGGAACUUGGGUUGAGCCCACAUCAUGAAGGACAAGCCUUUCACAAUUGAUGGAUGGGACUCGAGAGGCACAAUGUAUUAGCCUGUACGUGGUUAAGUUUGGUUCCCUUUUUGUUUUUUGGU